Molecule: messenger RNA, 807 nt
Organism: Gaeumannomyces tritici R3-111a-1
Lineage: Eukaryota; Fungi; Ascomycota; Sordariomycetes; Magnaporthales; Magnaporthaceae
Exons: 2
Coding region: 1-807 (268 amino acids)
Source: RefSeq, a predicted model, not a curated record
AUGGGCUCCUUUUCCAAGUUCGCCUGCCUCCUGGCAGUGGCGGCAGCCGGCGCAGCUCAGGGCCUCGUCGACCAGAGCACCGCUGCUCCCGCCACGUCUAUCGAGCCCAUCUCGCCGACAGAGCUCCCCACAAGCGUCCUCGAGCCCAUAGGCAUUUCGUCUUCCGCUAGCUCAUCGACCGGCACAUCGAUCACCCCCACGGCGACGUCCACCCCCGCGCCGCACACGCCCAGCGCCAACAUCACGUCCAUCAGCUUCUCGGGCAACGGGUGUCCGCAGGGGACGCACAUGCAGGUCACGGGCGACCUGAUCUCGGGCCUGCAGUUCACGGUGCCCAACUUCACCGUGGCCAGCCGCUCCGACUUUGACCCGCGGAAGCGGACCGCCAACUGCCAGGCGCACCUGAACAUCGGCGUCGGCGAGAAGGGGUGGCAGAUCAGCCCGGACCUGAUUGGCUACCGCGGCUUCUCGGUGCUGGACAGCAGCGGCACCCGUGUCGACUUUUACGUUACCAGCUAUUGGAGCCACGACGCCGCUGUUACCGAAUCUACCAAGACCACCAUUUCCAACCCCGAUGGGAGGCGGCUUGCCAAGUUCGUCGACACGGCUGUCCGGCACGAGCUCUGGUCGGCGUGCGCCGGCAAGAAUGGCGGCUCGGUGGGCCUUCUGAACAUUAACUUCCGUGCAAGCGUCGUGAGCACCGACACCGCUGCCCUGGCGUACUUCGGUCCGCUCGAGGUGCUGGGCCGCCCGGAGGCUGAGGUCUCCCAGACCAUCACAUACAAAUUGCGCCAGUGCCAGUCAUAA